Molecule: messenger RNA, 846 nt
Organism: Didymodactylos carnosus
Lineage: Eukaryota; Metazoa; Rotifera; Eurotatoria; Philodinida; Philodinidae
Source: the annotation of a GenBank genome assembly
AUGCUUAAGUGCAAAGUUGGUGCACUUUUAUAUGAAGUUCGUCAGCAAGGAACGGGAGCUAUCAAUCCCAAAGAUUAUUUUAAAGAAAUGAAAGUAUUAGAUCCUACCUUUAUUACUGGUGUUCAACAAGAUUCCGAUGAAUUGCUGAAAAACUUGUAUCCUAAACUCAUUGAAGAUGGUGCCAGUUGCGCCAGAUGCAAACGACAUAUCGCACAAAGUUCAUCUAAUUCUUCUGAUAUACUUCAGAAUUUGUCUACUAUCGAUCGCGUAUUUGGAUUACAGUUAAACAGCGCGCUAAUAUGUGAAAAUUUGGCUACUGAAUACACUAUAGCAGUAGCUUUAUCGUCUAACACAAUCGUAGGAUGUUUAAAAAAUUAUUUCGGAAUGGUAGAAUUGGAAACUCCAGCUGUAUGUGAUCUAUGUCACGGAAGAAGUCUGAAGUGGAAAAAACUGUCGAUUUCAUAUUUACCAAAUAAUUUAAUAGUCACUCUGAAUCGUUUUGAUUUCGCAACAGAUAACAUACGUAAAAUUUUGUCAGAACGCAAAAUCGUCGAACAGAUCGACAUCAACGAAUAUGUUCAUCAUAGCAUAUCAACGACAGGAUCAAACAAGAUAUGUUAUAAUUUAUACGCUGUUAUUGUUCAUAAAGGGGUAAACUGUUAUCAGGGACAUUAUUACUCAUAUUUGAAAAAAUCUGACGAAAAAUGGAUAAAAAUUAGUGAUGCUGAUGUGCAGGAUGCAACGUUCAAAGAUAUUCAAAGUGAUAAUAAAGAUAUCUAUAUAUUAUGCUAUGAGAUUCAGUCAAAUAUUCACUCAGGUAUUAACGAUACAUAUUGUGUACUGUAA